Messenger RNA from Closterium sp. Yama58-4, 2757 nucleotides. NCBI's taxonomy places the organism in Eukaryota, Viridiplantae, Streptophyta, Zygnematophyceae, Desmidiales, Closteriaceae. The record is from the annotation of a GenBank genome assembly.
AUGCAACAGCUUCGUGAAUUGGCUUCUAACCCCCAUGGUCAUGCCGCACCAACUCCUGCACCCACCACGUCGACUGGCGCGGAAGCGCUGCCGGAACGUCGAAGCGCGCUCAAGCCGCAAAAACCGCAGUCGUUCGACCCAAGUCAACGCGACGCGAACGUGCGGACGUGGCUCUUCAUGCUCAACAACUACUUCGCCGCGAGCGGGGUGCAAAAAGCGGACGCGCAGCAGCGGAUCGAGUAUGCCGUGACGCUGUUGAGGGGGCCGGCCUUGGAGUGGUGGCGCCAACUUACGCAGACUGCUGUUAGAAGGGCUCAGACGGACGGGCAUCAACAGGGCGUGGGGCAUGCAGCUGCAAUCUCGAGCUUAGGGAGUUUAGCUUUGGGUGUUACCACGGUUCCGACGACAUGGGAAGGAUUUGAAGCGGCGCUGAAAAGUAGGUUCGACUUGGUGAACGCCUCCGAAGCUGCUAGGAAGCGUCUGCGUCAUUUCCGACAGAUAGGAAACGUCCAGGAGUACACACGACGGUUCUUGAGCAUCUGCAACGAGAUAGACGACAUCACGGAAGCAGAGAUGCGCGAUCGCUACCUCGAAGGGUUGAAGGCGGACAUAGCGGAGGUUAUAGCGAUUCACGGGUUGUCCACCUUCGAGUCGGUAGUCGCAGCAGCAGAACGCGUCGACGCAGUACGAAGCCGACGGGGUCGUGACGAUCGUGAUAAGGGAUACAGCAGACUGAUCAACGACGCUCGAUCGAGGGACGGACCAUCGCCCAUGGAGAUUGGUGCAGUUAACAUCAAGAUUCUCGUCGAAAGCGGAGCUAGCCACUCGUUCGUUUCGUCUUCAUUAGUUAGUCGUCUCCAUCUCGAAGCAGAUACGGCAGCAGUUAACUUCAAGGAUGCUCGCAUGGUAGAUGGGACGCCGCUUCACAUAGGACCAGUCAUUCGCAAGUUGCGCGUAGUGCUAGGACCGAUCACGGUUAGACGUGACUUCGACUCUGCAACACUGGACGGCUACGACUUCAUCUUCGGUAGAGAUUGGUUGCGGACGGUUUCGACUCAGUUCGAUUGGGCUCAGGGACGCUGCAGUGUCAAGGUAGACGGGGAGUUCCGGGAGCUGCCACAGUGGAGCGAUGGGGCCACAUCAUCCACAGCUAUCAUUAAUGCUGUUCGUGUGCGACAGUUAGUGAAGCGUGCGGCACGGAUCUUCGCGGUUUUCCUUGAGGAGGUUGAAGCUGAGGAGGGGAAAGGAGGGAGUGCAGCAGUUAGUGAGAAGGCGACUCUUCCUGCUGAAGUGAGUGCACUGUUAGCAGAGUUCGCAGACGUCUUCCCUGACGAGUUGCCCCCAGGGUUACCUCCCAGCCGAGCAGUAGACCAUCGAAUAGAGUUGGAGCCGGGGAGCAGGCCAGUAGCGAAGCCGCAGUGGAGGUUGAGUCCAGCAGAGACAGAGGAGAUGACGCAGCAGGUUAGGCACUUCCUAGCACAGGGGUUCAUACAGCCAUCUAGAUCGCCUUGGGCCGCACCGAUCCUGUUUGCGCCUAAGAAAGACGGAGGGUUACGGAUGUGCAUAGAUUACCGCGCACUGAACGCCGCCACCGUCAAGAAUAGAUUCCCGGUGCCGAGAGUAGAGGAUCUCCUAGAUGCAGUGCAGGGCGCUAGAGUCUUCUCCAAGAUCGACCUUCGUUCGGGUUACCACCAGAUUCGCGUAGUUCCAGAGGACCAGCACAAGACGGCGUUUCGUACGAAGCAGGGGUUGUACGAGUUUAGGGUUCUACCGUUCGGACUGACCAACGCCCCAGCGACGUUCCAGACGCUCAUAAACACCGUCCUCUCCGAGUUCCUAGGUUCGUUCGUCGUAGUUUACCUAGACGACAUCUUGAUCUUCUCCAAGUCGAAAGAGGAGCACGUGCAGCACUUGCAGAAGGUCUUUGAGGUCUUGCGGAGGGAGAAGCUGUACGCGAAGCAGUCGAAGUGCGAGUUCUUUCUCCCCGAGGUCGAGUUCCUAGGACACGUCGUAUCCGCUAGUGGCGUUAGGACCGACCCGAAGAAGAUCGCAGCCGUACAGGAUUGGGUAGCACCGACCUCAGUCAAGGAGUUGCAGAGCUUCCUCGGUUUCGCGAAUUAUUACCAUCGUUUCAUUCAGGGUUACGCAUCGAUCGCUAGUCCACUCACCGACCUACUUCGGAAGGGCGUAGAGUACGUUUGGGGUCCAGCGCAGCAGCAGGCGUUCGAGCAGAUGAAGCAGUCGCUCACGUCUUCACCGACACUGUCGUACCCCGAUCCCACUCGCCCGUACGUUGUAGUGACCGACGCUUCAGAUCAGGCCAUAGGUGCAGUGCUUCUUCAGGACCAGGGCCGCGGGUUGCAGCCGAUCGCGUAUGAGUCGCGUAAGCUUAGGGGAGCGGAGCUGAACUAUCCGAUACACGACAAGGAGGCGCUCGCGAUCAUCCAUGCGUAUAAGGUGUGGAGGUGCUACCUAGAGGGGGCAGAUAGUGUUAUACGCACGGACCACUGUUCGCUUCGUUUCCUCAAGUCGCAGCCGCAGCUGAGUCGUCGCCAGGCUAGAUGGAUGGAGUUCAUGGAGGGGAGCUUUCAUUACAGGAUAGAGUACAAGCCAGGCGUUCGCAACCCAGCAGAUCCGCUCACUCGCCCUAGUUGCCAGCUCGCUAGUCUCACAGUCACUGCAGGCCAUCCACUUCUCACAGCACUCUUCGAGCACGGUCACACCGCAGCCGCCCACCGGAGCAGAGGUGCAGGGUAG